This is a messenger RNA of Closterium sp. Naga37s-1, 12912 nucleotides long. The record is from the annotation of a GenBank genome assembly. Lineage: Eukaryota; Viridiplantae; Streptophyta; Zygnematophyceae; Desmidiales; Closteriaceae.
AUGGUGCCGAUCCUGGAGCUUGCCGAGGCUAAAGUGUGCUCGUGUUCAGUGAACGACCGUGUCGGUGUGUUCGACGCAUCUAUCUCGUCAGCGCUGGACAGCAAAGCCGUGGACGUCGCAGCAGCAGCCCCUCGUCUCGCCUCUCUCAUCUUCCAGACCCUCCCCGUCUACUCCGACCGUCGCUCCCAAGCCUCUGUUGAGCGAGCUCUAACCAAAGCUCUCAAGCGCGAAACUGCCUUUGUCAAGGCAUUCGCCGGAGCUCUCGUCCAAGCCUGCGCCAAGCCAGGCUCCGUGUCAGCCUCGGUGGCCGGCUUGGUUCGGUACAAGCUGCUUAAGUGGUCGUGUCUGCUGCUGCGGGAGAGGGGGGAUGCGAUCGUGGGGGUGCGGGCGGCGUUUUCUCGUCUGGUAGUGGCGCAAGGGACGCUGCUGACAGUGGCGCUGGGAGAUGAGCCGAGGCUGAAGCGAGCUUCAUUGCAUGCUGUCAACGAGAUGCUUGGCGCGGUGCCGUCCCUUGCAGCAGCAUACCUGGCAGAGAUAAAAUCCACGCCUGUCACCCUCACCACAGUCGGCAUCGCCCAUCCCCUUCUCACCUACUACCUCGAGACCAAGGCCCGCAAAGCAGGAGGUACUGCAGCAGCAGAUGGCGUAGCGAACGGGACUGCAGAAGCAGCAUCAGCGCCUGGUUCCGCAGCAGAGGCCAAGGCGUUCUUCGUGGAGACCUAUUCCAAGCUCGUACUGAGCAGCAGGGAGCGCCCUCCUCACGUGGCUUCAGAGGCGUUUGCCCCUCUUCUGCACUCACUGGAGCACUCGGAGUUCAAAGGGACGCUCUUCCCCACUGCUGCUAAGAUGCUCAAACGCAACCCCGAGCUCAUCAUGGAUGCUGUUGGCUACCUGCUGUCGACUGUGCGUCUCGAUCUGAGUGCCUAUGCACCAGAGCUGCUGCCCACCCUGGCCCUGCAGGCCCGCCAUCAGAAUGCAGCCACAAGGGAGGAAGCGAUUGGAGUGUUUGCAGUAGCAGCCAAGCAGUGCAGCGACUCCGACAGCAUCCGGACCAUGUUUGCGUACCUCAAGGGGGUGCUGGCAGGCAAGGAGGGCAAGCUGACGUCAGCCUAUCAGAAGGUGGGAGUGUACCAGACUCUUCGGGCCCUGUCCUCCUUCUCCCCGGCCGGCCCCAAUGCCAUGGCGCCAGCUGUCGCUGCUGACGUGGCAGAGUUCCUGAUGACGGCCUAUGCUGGCGACACCAAUGAGGAGGUGCUUGCAGCGGUCCUCUCAGCUCUGGGCGAGUGGCUUGCGCGGACAGCAAGGCAGGCGCCUGCUGCCACGUCAGCUUUCGUCACUGCCAGGCUGGCGAAGGAGAAGGAGACGCUCAGGCGGUGCACGCUAAGGUGUCUGCGUCUGGCCUUCCGCAACCCGCACGUGCGAGAAAAGCUUGUCCCAUGUGUGGAUGCGCUAGUGGCACUGGUGAAGAGCGGAGUGGCAAAGCCCACCAUGCGGCUGGACGGGGUGUAUGCGCUGCUGCUUGCUGCCUCCGUUGCUGCACUCGACCUGGGAUCAGAGGAGAAGCUAACCAAGGAGAAGGUGUGGCAGCUGGUGCUGCAGGGGGAACCACCCUUCCUCUCCACCUCCAUUGUGCCAAAGGUUACAGCGGAAGAGGACCUUCUGGCGUUGCUUGAACUGGUGGAGGUGGUGCUGCUUCACCACACGGCCAGUGUCAGCACAGGCCAUGCCGCUGCUGUCAGCACAAAUGAGCUAUGCAGGCUGGCGGUGCAUCUGCUGUGGCACCCCUUAUCGUCAGUGCGCAAGGCAGCACAUGCCAUGGUGGCCCGCUUCCACGCCAUCUCGCCCCUCCUCUCCGACUCUCUCUUGGAUGCUCUCGCCCUCUCCCUGCCGCCUCUGGAGGACAUAGCAGCAGCCGCGGCCAUCAGCACCGGAGACGCCCCUGAGGCAGGAGCGUCUCCCGAGUCAGCUGCAGACCGCCUCCCUCCCCCACAGCUGCUGGGGCAGGCGCUGCUGGUGGUGGCGGGCACAGGGGCCGUGGCGGAGAGGGUGGGCGUGGCGGCACGGGUGAUGCUGCUGGCACACCAUAGGCUCGUUGCUGGGGGGCGGAAGAGAGAUGUGGUGUGGCAGGAGCUUAUAAGGGCAUGGCAGCGUCGGGCAUAUGAGGUGUCUGCCACCCUGGCCGCGGAGCCUGUUGUUGUGGCUAAGAUUUUGACUGGACCAGCGGGGCUCGCAUCCAGCCGUCCAGCUCAGUCAGAUGCUGCCAUCUCAGCCAUCCAAUCUGCUAUGCGCCUCAUUCCCUUUGAGUUUUUCCAGCCUCUAGUCACGGAGUUGGAAGCGGUGGGGCAGCGCAAGGAGCACGAUGCUCUCACGGAGUCGGAGAUUAAGAUAUUCAAUACGCCUGAGGGCAUGCUCUCAGCAGAGGACGGAGUGUACGUGGCGGCAGUGGUGAGGGAUAAGAACGUGAGGCAGUCCAGGGGCAAGCUGAAGCUCUAUGGGGCUGAUCUGGACGAUGAUGACGAGGAGGAGGAGCCUAGCAAACCCGCCCCUGCUGCUGCCACUGCGAAGAAAAGCGCUACUGCCACGCCAGCAGCACGGGGAGGAGCUGGGCCUGGUGGAGCCAAGGGGGCUGCUGGGAGAGGAGCAGGCAAGAAGGACACGGGGAAGCCCGGGGCAAAGAAAGCAGCAGCAGGCGAGGGGGAGAAGGGGAAGACUGCCAAGGAGGAGGCGAGGGAGGCUCUGCUGCUGGAGGAGGAGAGAGUGAGGGAGAGAGUGAGGGGGAUUCAGAGGCACACGGGGGUGCUGGUGCGGGCGCUGGGUGCUGCUGCUGCUGCCAACCCGGCCUUCUCACACGACCAGUUGCCUCAGCUUGUAGCGUCCAUUCUGCCGCUGCUGCGCUCGCCACUCAUCCCCUCGCAGGCCUUUGACGCGCUGGCGCUGGUGAUGCGCUGCCUCUCCCUCGUGCUGCGGCCCUCUUGCCCAAACCUUGCGCCACCCCGCUCCCCUCUCUCCCUUCCCCCCCCAAUCCCCCAGGUGGCGGCCAUCCUGCCGCUGCUGCGCUCGCCGCUCAUCCCCUCACAGGCCUUUGACGCGCUGGCGCUGGUGAUGCGCUGCCUCUCCCCUGCGCUGCAGCCCUUCUCCUGGGACGUCGCCUCCGCCCUCUGCUCCGUCUCCCUCGCAGGGGACAGCCUUGCGGAGCAGCUUAAGGAGGAGAGCGCGGAGGAGGGCGAGGAGGAGGAAAGGGAGGGAAAGAGGCGGAGGAAGAAGGAGGAGAGUGUGGUGGACAGGGUGGUGAGGGCUGUGUGGGCGGCGUGCAAGGAGGGAGGGUCGCUGCCUGCUGCCACGUUUGGUGCUGUGUUCCCGAUCUUCGAGCGAGUGCUUCGGGCGAACAAGAAGACCCGCCUGCACGACUCCAUCAUCUCGAUCCUGCAGCUGCACACCUCGCCCUUCAUCGCUCUGCCGCGCCUCGCCAUGAUCUCGGUGCUCUACCACGUGUUGGGCUGCGUGCGCAUCUACCACUCACGCGUGCAGCCAAUUCUGCGGGAGUUGUGCAGGGGGCUGAAGUCUGACGAGAUCGGAGGGGUGAGUUGCGGUCGCGUGCGCAUCUACCACUCACGCGUGCAGCCGAUUCUGAGGGAGCUCUGCAGGGGCCUGAAGUCCGACGAGAUUGGAGGGGUGAGUUGUGGUUCAGGCACUGGAAGGUCUGUUUGCAGAGCAGGCACAUGUGAGGGAGGCAUGUUCGGAGGCAGUCAAGUUCAUCCUACUCCGCCCCUGAAUGAGAAUCUGCUCUUGCUUGCACUCCCGCCGCUUCCCCCUCUGCCCCCCUCCCCUCCCUCCUUCAGGCACUGGAAGGCACUAGAAGGUCUGUUUGCAGAGCAGGCACAUGUGAGGGAGGCGUGUCUGGAAGCAGUCAAGUACAUUCCAACCCUAGCAGCAGGCAAGGCCCCCCAAGACCCAUACGCACUAGAGGGGCUGUUUGCAGAGCAGGCACAUGUGAGGGAGGCGUGUCUGGAAGCAGUCAAGUACAUUCCAACCCUAGCAGCAGGCAAGGCCCCCCAAGACCCAUAUGUGGCCUGUGCCAUCUGGAUGGCCCAAUACGACCCCGAACCUGAAAACGCCGAGGCUGCCGAGAUGGUCUGGGACAUGUACGGGCACCAUCUAGGCCCGGAGUAUGCGCCGAACCUGAUUGUCAGCCUCGGGAACCCGAGCCAGGAGGUUCGGCUGGCGGCUGCCGAGGCUAUGGCGGCAGCUAUGGAUGAAUACCGAGGCACGAUCCAGGCCAGUUUGACGAGCCUGUUCUCGCUGUAUGUGCGGGAUGCGCCACCUCAGACUGCCAUGUGGCGGCCUCAGGAUGAUGCCACGUGGCACAGCAGGGAGGGCAUGGCUCUGGCGAUGCGAGCUGCUGCUGAUGUGCUGACCACUAAGGAGCUGCCACUUGUCGCCACGUUCCUCAUCUCCAAGGCUCUGCAUGGUGACAAGAAGGUGCAGUUUGAGGGGAUUGUAGCAGCUGGGGGUUGUGAUAGCAGAGCAUCGAGCAUGAAAGGCAAGGAGAACGUGGGGCUGCUGCUGCCCAUCUUUGAAAACUACCUCGACAGGAAGGCGGACAACGAGCACAGCUAUGAUCUCGUGCGAGAGGGCGUGGUGGUCUUCCUCGGUGCUCUCGCCAAGCAUCUUGCCCCGCACAACCACCAGUGUCACAUUCAGCUUAACUCACCCUCGGCUGAAACUGAUAUCUAUGAUCUCCCCACUUUGCAGGAGGACCCCAAGGUGGCGCUCAUCCUCGCCCGGCUGUUGGAGGAGGACCCCAAGGUGGCGCUCAUUCUCGCCCGGCUUCUGGAGGUGCUGAACACGCCCUCAGAGGCUGUGCAGAGAGCCGUGUCAGACUGCCUGCCGCCACUCAUGCCCGCCAUCUCCCUCAAGCUCGAUGAUUCUUUCCUACCCCGUCCGUCACCUCUCGCCUAUCUUUUCACUCUUCACCCCUUCUCCCUUCAGGAGGGCGGGAGCCCAGGCGCUCAUAGCCCAGCACCUGAAGGUGCUGCGAGCGACCGCUUUGCCGAGAGGAAAGGCGCUCGGGCUGAAGGUAGCUCAAUCUUCUCUCCCUUUCCUCACUUUCUCCUCCCAUCUUCUCUUUGCAUACAGGAGGGCGGCGCCCAGGCGCUCAUAGCCCAGCAGCUCAAGGUGCUGCUGACGAGCGACCGCUUUGCCGAGAGGAGAGGCGCGGCGUUUGGGCUUGCCGGAGUGGUGAAGGGGCUUGGGCUGAGGAGCAUUCGGGAUUAUGGUGUGCUGCAGGCGCUGAUCAAGGGCGUGGAGGACAAGGGGGAGAUGAAGGAAGGUAAGGUGAAGGGGCUGGGGCUGAGGGGCAUUCGGGAUUAUGGCGUGCUGCAGGCACUGAUCAAGGGCGUGGAGGACAAGAUGGAAGGUGAGGUGAAGGGGCUGGGGCUGAGGAGCAUCAGAGAUUAUGGGGUGCUGCAGGCGCUGAUCAAGGGCGUGGAGGACAAGUCAUCCCCGAAGGCAAGAGAAGGAGCACUCUUUGGCUUCGAAUGCCUUUCCGAGAAGCUUGGACGCCUUUUUGAACCCUACGUGAUCCACAUCCUGCCCUACGUGAUUCACAUCCUGCCGUACCUCCUGGUGUGCUACUCUGACACAGCCACACCAGUGCGGGAGGCCACGGUGCAUGCGUCUCGCUGCAUCAUGGGCCAGCUCAGCGCCCCUGGGGUGAAGCUCAUCCUGCCCGCGCUGCUCAAGGGCUUGGAGGAGAAGGCGUGGCGCAGCAAGCAGGGCAGCGUGCAGCUGCUGGGAGCCAUGGCCUUCUGUGCGCCCCGCCAGCUGUCGCACUGCCUUCCGCUUGUGGUGCCCAAACUAAGUGAGGUACUCACCGACACGCACCCCAAGGUGCAGGCAGCAGCGCACACGUCGCUGCAGCAAGUGGGGAGUGUGAUCCGCAACCCUGAGAUUGCCGCCCUCGUGCCGUCGCUGCUGGAUGGCAUCGCCAACCCCAACAAGCACACCCGCGCCUGCCUCGACCUUCUGCUGCAGGUACUCCCCGCUCCCCUUGCUGCUACAGGUACCGCGGCAGUUGCAGUGCAGGAGGAGGCACCGCUGCUGGUCGCCCUCGUGCCGUCGCUGCUGGACGGCAUCGCCAACCCCAACACGCACACCCGCGCCUGCCUCGACCUCCUGCUCCAGACCACCUUUGUGAACUCAAUUGACGCGGCCUUCCCGGCGCUCGUGAUCCCCAUCGUGCACCGCGCCCUCCGCGAGCACUCCUCCGACAUCAAGAAGCGCGCCGCUCAGAUCGUGGGCAACACGGUCUCCCUCGUCACGGACCACUCCUCGCUGCUGCCCUACCUCAACCUGCUGCUGCCGGGGCUCAACCUGUUGAUUCCUCCCUUCUACCCCUCCCCUCAUCCCCCCUUCAUCGGCCACUCCUCGCUGCUGCCCUACCUCAACCUGCUGCUGCCGGGGCUCAACCUGUUGAUUCCUCCCUUCUACCCCUCCCCUCAUCCCCCCUUCAUCGGCCACUCCUCGCUGCUGCCCUACCUCAACCUGCUGCUGCCGGGGCUCAACCUGUUGAUUCCUCCCUUCUACCCCUCCCCUCAUCCCCCCUUCAUCGGCCACUCCUCGCUGCUGCCCUACCUCAACCUGCUGCUGCCGGGGCUCAACCUGUUGAUUCCUCCCUUCUACCCCUCCCCUCAUCCCCCCUUCAUCGGCCACUCCUCGCUGCUGCCCUACCUCAACCUGCUGCUGCCCUUGAGCCGUCUCAAACCCCGUGCACGCUGUUUCUUUCCUCCCUUCUCCCCCACUUUUCUCCUCCCAACCUCUCCCCCAAACCAGACGACGUUUGUGAACUCCAUCGAUGCCGCCUCCCUGGCCCUCAUCAUCCCCAUCGUGCACCGCGCCCUCCGCGAGCGCUCCUCCGACAUCAAGAAGCGCGCGGCACAGAUCGUGGGCAACACCAUGUCCCUCCUCGCUGCUGCCCUACCUCAACGUGCUGCUGUCCUUGCGCCGUCUCAAACACCAUGCACACUCUUUCUUUCGUCCCUUCUCCUCCCAACCUCUCCCCCAAACCAGACGACGUUUGUGAACUCCAUCGAUGCAGCCUCCCUGGCGCUCGUGAUCCCCAUCGUGCAUCGCGCGCUGAGAGAGCGCUCCUCCGACAUCAAGAAGCGGGCGGCACAGAUCGUGGGCAACACGGUCUCCCUCGUCACCGACCACUCCUCGCUGCUGCCAUACCUCAACCUGCUGCUCCCCGGGCUCAAGAAAGUGUUGCUAGACCCGCACCCAGACGUGCGCACCGUGGCGGCCAAGGCGUUUGGGUCGCUCGUGCGCGGCGUGGGAGAGCACGAAUUCCCCGACCUUGUGCCCUGGAUGCUCGAAACGAUCGGGUCCGACGCAUCGAGUGUGGAGAGGUCGGGGGCGGCUCAGGGGUUGAGCGAGGUGCUAGGGGCGCAGGGCCGGCACCGGUUCGAGGUGCUCCUGCCAGACCUGCUGGCGGGGUGCUCGCACAAGGUGUCGACCGUCAGAGACGGCCACCUGACGCUGUUCAAGUACCUACCGCUGUCCUUCGGGGCGCCCUUCCAGAACUACCUCCCCCAAGUGCUGCCUGCCAUUCUCGACGGGCUGGCGGGGCUGGCGGAUGAGAGUGAGAGUGUGCGCGAUGCAGCACUGGCAGCCGGGCAUGUCUUGGUUCAGGAGUACGCCAUCAGCUCGCUGCCGCUGCUGCUACCGGCUGUGGAGGAGGGGCUGUUCAACGACAACCUUUACGUUGCCUCCACCUUACUCUCUUUCCCUCCAAAACUCUCUCCCUUUCCCAUCUCCCCUUUCCCCCCAACCAGCUCGCUGCCUUUGCUGCUGCCAGCAGUGGAGGAGGGGCUCUCGCUGCCGCUGCUGCUGCCAGCGGUGGAGGAGGGACUCUUCAGCGACAGCUGGCGGAUCAGGCAGAGCUCCAUGGAGCUGCUGGGCGACCUGCUCUUCAAGGUCGCAGGCACAUCAGGCAAGGUCGUUUUGGAGGGAGGCAGCGACGACGAGGGCGCCAGCACGGAGGCGCAGGGACGGGCGAUUCUGGACGUGCUGGGGCUGGAUAGGCGCAACGAGGUGCUGGCUGCCGUGUACAUCGUGCGAUCCGACGUGUCUCUGUCCGUGCGACAGGGCCGGGCGAUUCUGGACGUGCUGGGGCUGGAUAGGCGCAACGAGGUGCUGGCUGCCGUGUACAUCGUUCGGUCGGAUGUGUCGCUGUCCGUGCGACAGGCGCAACAAGGGCGUCUCAAAAAGGGACGGGCGAUUCUGGACGUGCUGGGGCUGGAUAGACGCAACGAGGUGCUGGCUGCCGUGUACAUCGUUCGAUCAGACGUGUCGCUGUCCGUGCGCCAGUCCGCGGUGCACGUGUGGAAGACCAUUGUGGCCAACACCCCUCGCACGCUCAAGGAGAUCAUGCCCACGCUCAUGCGCCUCCUCAUCGACUCCCUCGGCUCGCCCUCCUUCGAACGCCGUCAGAUGGCGAGUCGGGCCAUAGGCGAGUUGGUGCGCAAGCUGGGAGAGCGAGUGCUGCCCUCGGUGGUGCCCAUCCUCUCUGCUGGGCUGAAGGACCCCAACCCCGCCACCAGACAGGGCGUGUGCUGCGGGCUGGGCGAGGUGAUGAACGCAGCAGGGCGGCAGAACCUCACAUCCCACCUGGACGACCUUAUCGGCACCAUCCGCACCGCGCUCUGUGACGAGGAUGCUGAAGUGCGGGAGGCAGCAGCACAAGCCUUCAGCACGCUCUACAAGGGCAUGCAAGUCAUUGAUGAGAUCGUGCCCGCCCUGCUGCACUGCACUCACUCCGUGGAGCUGACUAAAGGGACCUCCACCAUCCGUUCCCCUCCACUUCCCCCCGCUUCCCUCUCCCAACCCUUUGACUCCCCACUCACCAGAAGUGCAGGCAUGCAAGCUAUCGAUGAGAUCGUGCCGGCCCUGCUGCACUCCCUGGAGGAUCCCCACACGUCCGCUACGGCGCUUGACGGGCUCAAACAGAUCCUCAGUGUGCGCACCACAGUGGUUCUGCCUCACAUCCUGCCCAAGCUCGUCAAACCGCCUCUCACGUACGUACACUCUUUUGAGUCGACUCAAAAGUCAGCUCUGGAGUUCAAGGCGCAUGCACUGGGGGCGCUGGCAGAGGUGGCGGGGGCGGGCAUGUGUGUGCAUCUGGCCACGGUGCUGCCGCCGCUGCUCAACGAGAUGGGGCAGAUGGAGGAGUCUGCCCUGCGCUCCAUGGCGGUGGCGUCAGCAGAGGCUGUGGUGAAGGGAGUGGACGAGGAGGGGCUGGACUCUCUUAUAGGCGAGCUCACCCACGCACUCUCUGAUAACUCGGCUGUCAUGAGGCGUGGAGCGGCGAAGCUUCUGGGAACGUUCUGCAAGAUCACGCGUGUGGACCUAGAGGAGGAGUUGCCAUCGCUGAUGACCAUCCUCAUCGUCAUGCUCGCAGACCCAGACGAGGCUUGUGUGAAGGAGGAGCUGCCGUCGCUGAUGACCAUCCUCAUCGUCAUGCUGGCAGACCCCGAUGAAGCCUGUGUGAAGGAGGUGGAGGAGGAGCUGCAGUCGCUGAUGACCAUCCUCAUCGUCAUGCUCGCAGACCCGGAUGAAGCAUGUGUGAAGGUAUGCUGGGAUGAGGAGUGCGUGGUGUAUUCACUUUGGUGGCAUGGGAGGCGCUGGGUGUCACGAGCACCAUUUCCAAGGAGUCGCUGCCAGUGCACCCUUACCAUCCAUCUCCCAUCCUCCUGUCCCCCCGAUCCCCUCUCACAGGUGGCAUGGGAGGCGCUGGGCAGUGUCACGAGCACCAUUCUCAAGGAGUCGCUGCCAGUGGCAUGGGAGGCACUGGGCAGCGUCACGAGCACCAUUCCCAAGGAGUCGCUGCCAGCCAGUGCACCCCCUAGAAUCCCCCAUCCCCUAAUCCUCCUCUCCCCCACUUCCUGUUCUCCCGUUCCCCCCAUCCCCUCACCCACACAGGUGGCAUGGGAGGCGCUGGGCAGCGUCACAAGCACCAUUCCCAAGGAGUCGCUGCCAGCCAGUGCACCCCCUAGAAUCCCCCAUCCCCUAAUCCUCCUCUCCCCCACUUCCUGUUCUCCCGUUCCCCCCAUCCCCUCACCCACACAGGUGGCAUGGGAGGCGCUGGGCAGCGUCACAAGCACCAUUCCCAAGGAGUCGCUGCCAGUGCACCUCAAAGUGGCUCGAGACGCCGUUGCCACAGCCAGGGACAGGGAGAGGAGGAAGAGGAAGGGCCUUCCCAUGCUUGUUGCUGGUUUCUGCCUGCCCAAGGGCUUGCAGCCAGUGCUUCAGAUAUACCUGCAGGUGAGCGUGUUGGUCUUUGGUCCUGGAUCGCUAAUGCUGGGAUCAGCGGAAAUGCGUGAGGCAGCAGCAGAUGGGCUUGCGGAAUUGAUAGACGUGGCAAGCGAGGCAGCUCUGCGGCCCUUCGUGGUGCCCAUCACCGGCUGGGUGAGUGACAGUGGCUGCAGGCACGGAGCUGAUAGACGUGGCGAGGCGAGUGAGGCGGUGCUGCAACCGUUUGCGGUGCCCAUCACUUGCCCUUCCUGCCCUUGCAUCUCAUCCCCUCUCAUCCCCCCUCAUCUCUCCCUCGCUUCCUCCUUCUCCCCUUCCCUUGCACCCUACCCUUUCGCUGUCUGCUUGUUGCCCCCCUCCCACAGCCCCCUCAUCCGCAUAGUGGGGGAUCGCUUCCCCUGGCAGGUCAAGGCGGCCAUUCUCUCUACUCUCGCCAUCCUCAUCACCAAGGGCGGCAUCGCCCUCAAGCCCUUCCUGCCGCAGCUGCAGACCACCUUCAUCCGCUGCCUUCAGGACUCCAACCGCACGGUGCGCUCGCGAGCAGCCAAGGCGUUGGGGCGGCUGACAGCGCUGAACCCGCGAGUGGAUGCCCUCAUCUCCGACCUCCUCAACUCCAUCCAGAGUGCAGACGGUGCAGUGAAGGAGUCGACGCUCAUGGCCAUCCGAGGGGUGGUGAGGCACAGAGGCAAGGGCAGGUGGCCAAGGCAAGGGCAGGUGGCCAGUGAGCCACCCCAACACACGCACAUUACAAACUCCCCCGUUGUCCACGCCUCCUCCCAUCCUAUACAGAGUGCGGACGGUGCAGUGAAGGAGUCGAUGCUCAUGGCCAUCCGAGGGAUGAGCGCAGACGGUGCAGUGAAGGAGUCAAUGCUGAUGGCCAUCCGCGGAGUGGUGAGGCACGGAGGCAAGGCGGCCUCUCCCGCGUCGCUGGAGCGCCUGUCCUCGUCGCUGCAGGGUGUGCUGUUCGCCUCUGACAGCGAUGACGACUCUGUUGUUCGCUCCGUUGCUGCUAGAGCCCUUGGGGGCACUGCGCAGGCUGUGCUGUUCGCCUCUGACGGCGACCACGACUCUGUUGUUCGCUCCGUUGCUGCCAGGGCUCUUGGGGGCACUGCACAGGUGAGAGAGAGUGUGUGUGGGGGGCUCUCCUGUCUCUCCUCGUCGCUGCUCGCCCUGCUGUUCGCCUCUGACAGCGACGUCGACUCCGUUGUUCGCUCCGUUGCUGCUAGAGCCCUGGGUGGCACUGCACAGGGGCCAAGGCACCUGGAGAGCUCCGCCCUCGCCCUCUCCUCCCUUCUCCGGCACACCACUGUGAAAAGAAGCCCCUUGCAUGUAAUUGAUCCCUUCCCUGUCUCUACUUUUCUUAACCCCAAAUCCCACCCCCCUCCCCUUCCCCCCUUCUCCCAACAGUACCUAUCGGAGCCAGACUACCUCUCUCUCCUCGCCGCCCUCGCCGCCCCUCUCCCCUCCUCCCGGCCCUGGUCGCACCGCCUCGCAGCCGCCCUCGCCCUCUCCUCCCUCCUCCGCCACACCGCCUCUCACCCUCAAGCUCCCAGCUACUGCCACUACCUCUCUCUCCUAGCCGCCCUCGCCGCUCCCCUCCCCUCCUCUCGCCCCUGGUCGCACCGCCUCGCAGCCGCCCUCGCCCUCUCCUCCCUCCUCCGCCACACCGCCUCCCGCCCCGCACCCCUGCCAGCAUCCCAGCUCGCAUCUGUAGCCGAAAAGUCAGCAGCGGCGAUAAGAGCACAUGCAGGGGAUGAUAAGGUGCCGGUGCGGGAGACGGCGGCUAAGGCGGCGGGGAGAUGGCUGAUGCUGUUUGGGAUGGGCGGGGGGAGUGCUGCGGGGGUGGUGGCGGUGCUGGCUUCGCUGCUUGGGGAUGCUGCUAGUGACGUGCGGAGGAGGGCGCUGUCUGCUGUGAAGAUGGUUGCCAAGAAGGUGGGUCAAUGGGCUAGUGACGUGCGGAGGAAGGUGCUGUCUGCUGUCAAGAUGGUUGCUAAGAAGGUGAGUGGGUCACGUGUGGUGGUGGUGCUGGCUUCGCUGCUGGGGGAUGCUGCUAGUGACAUGCGGAGGCGAGCGCUCUCAGCUGUCAAGAUGGUUGCUAAGAAGGAGCCCAUCCCAGCAAAGCUCCUGGCAGCACUGGGCCCGCCCCUCUCUGAGUGUCUCAAGGACACGAGUCAGCCUGUGUGCCCUCCUCAUUCCGCUUUCCCCACACUUCCCCACCCACCCACCUCUGCUGCACCACAGGAGCCCAUCCCAGCAAAGCUCCUGGCAGGACUGGGCCCGCCCCUGUCGGAGUGCUUCAAGGACACGAGAGCCCAUCCCAGCAAAGCUCCUGGCAGCACUGGGCCCGCCCCUGAGCCCAUCCCAGCGAAGCUCCUGGCAGCACUGGGCCCGCCCCUCUCUGAGUGUCUCAAGGAUACGAGUCAGCCUGUGCGGCUGGCUGCAGAGCGAACCAUCCUGCAUGCCUUCCAGCUCAGCAAGGGUCCUGACCAGGUGACAGCAGCACAGAAGUACCUCACAGGGCUCGAGUCUCGCCGCAUUGCAAAGAUGCCCGUUGUCAGCGAUGGUAGUGACGACAGUGAAGAUGACGAUGCUCAGGAUUAUUAA